CUGGUUUUUCUCCCUCCAUACUCUCUGGAUCUUAAUCCUAUUGAACAAGCUUUUUUGGCAAUAAAGGCCUUCCUUCGACGGAACUGGAAAGAUAUCACUCUGAGUAUCAUUGACCGAGCUUGCAGAAUAAUCACACCUUCAAAAGCUUGGGGUUUCUUUCAUGCAUCAGGAUAUGUAGUAUAA
Messenger RNA from Lentinula edodes (shiitake mushroom), 183 nucleotides. RefSeq lists its product as uncharacterized. The annotation marks the transcript as partial. Gene Ontology annotation, molecular function: nucleic acid binding. The transcript has a single exon. The record is from RefSeq and is a predicted model, not a curated record. Lineage: Eukaryota; Fungi; Basidiomycota; Agaricomycetes; Agaricales; Omphalotaceae.